UGCAGUCGGGCAGUGCGAAGAAGUUUACAUUCCGACAGGUGUUCUUUCCUUAAAAUCAAGUUUCUCAGCGACGGUGACUAAGUUCAAAAAGCGCCAAAGUCGUUAAAAAAAUUGUAGUGAAAAAAGAGUCAUUAUAAAAUAUAUUUUAUUUUGACGAAGGAUAAAUUGUUUAAGAUUACCGAAGUGUUAAAGGCUCGUGAUAUUGCCGAAAAAUACAGAAAGCAAAUACAGAAGGCUCACGAAGUAACCGAUUAACCAAUAUGACACAAGCAGUUCGUCAAAGAGGCAUCAUUUUCUUGUUGACAAUCAUUGGUCUGCUGAACUUCCUAAUCGAACCGGUGCUUAGUAGUAGUGGUAGCAGGGAUGAACAACUCUCUGGCGAUGCAGUAGACAAGAAUGGCUAUGAACAACUCACACUACACAAACGACCUUCGUUUUUCGUGGGCAGCCGUUAUGGCCGAUCCAGUGACGGCACAGCCUUUAGUUCCUCAAAAACGCGCAGACUGAGUGUGGUACCACGCAACGAUCGUUUCUUUUUGGGAUCACGUUAUGGAAAACGAGCCGAAGAAGGUUCUGUAUUUGAACCAUAUUCACCAUAUGAGCAACAAAACCAACAAGCGGACAACGACGCUGCUAAUAAUCUGAAUGACAUGACCGUGCGGCAUAUCGGUGGUAAUAAACAGUUAUACGGUGAACUAAACAAUAUGGAUAAACCAAAUCAGAUUCAAUCACCCACAAUGAUGUCUUGCAUGCAUACUGGUUUCAGGAACUAUUAUCGCUGUCGCAAUAUCGAUGAGAUUAAUAAUGUUAUUAACCAGCUGACAGUGGCACAUAGCGUUGAGGAACGAAAGUAAACUGCAUCACACUAUUAAGCAGACAGCGUCCACCCGUGGUUUUGUGGCAGCGACCAGUUGUACAAUAUAAUAAUAUCGUUAAUAAUUAUAGCUUACACAAUUACUCAAGGCGAACUGAUGGAAGUGAAGUUGUUUGUUUUAGCAUCUUUCAUCAUCUAAUCUGAGCUCGAUCUUUCAAAUUCAUUGCAAUGCUUGUUGUAUCUGUUUAUAUUUCAAUUAGCUAUUGGAAAAUGUGAUAAGGCCUAUCUCACCAAAGAACAUAUGUAUGAAUCAUAUAUGUAUGUUUUGCGAGAGUGGGUAGUGAAAAGGAAAUAGGAUAAUAAAUAUUUAAAUAUUGUAUAAUAUUUCUUUGAAAAAUAUGGGCACAGAAUAUUGUUAAGUUUAUUUUCAUGAGACGUCGAAAAAAUUGUAAAAAUCUAGAUUUGAAUCAACGUUGAUUGCAAUCAUUUUUAAGAUUUAAAUCGCGAUUGGUUACAAUUUCUUAAUUUGUAUGAGCUUUACAGUAAUGAUUAUUUAAUAAAAAGCAUGUCUUCUGACACACUGACACUGCACUUUUCAUUUUCGAAAAUCGAAACAUUUCCCACCCAUGAACAAUUGUUAGUUUAUAAAAAGGACUUUACAGGAAAACUGAGGUCAAUUUCCAUCAUUCUUGUGGUGAUGGACUAUUUGCUAAAAGUGCACACAUUUGACAUUUGUUUAAUGGUAUUAAAGUGAAACGAAGAUUAAAGUAGCCUCUCUGAAUUGUUGAAACAA
Molecule: messenger RNA, 1607 nt
Organism: Ceratitis capitata (Mediterranean fruit fly)
Lineage: Eukaryota; Metazoa; Arthropoda; Insecta; Diptera; Tephritidae
Gene: RYa
Exons: 4
Coding region: 261-854 (197 amino acids)
Source: RefSeq, a predicted model, not a curated record